AUGGCUCAUGCCACGAAAGAAGAAUCGGCGCGAUGCAUGUUACGCAGCAGACCUGCAGCCUGGUUCCGAGACUGUCCAAUCGAGCAGAGAGACCUUGAUCUGAUCAAAGCCAAAGACGUGCCCUGGGUGAAUCACAAUCAAGCAAGUUAUCUGCGCAAGAUCUACCAUAUGAAGGGGGGUGAGAGCUUCAAGCAGACAAACUGGAUCGUUGAGACCGAUGUCAAAUGCAAAGCGCUUGUGCAAUCUGCGGGAGCGAAGCUCUAUGGAUUCAAUAUCGAGUCAUCCCCUCCUACACACUGGGCCUCUGUGACUGUCAAUGUCAACAUCAGCGGCACACUUGGAUCUGGCUUUGACUGGGGAUUCCUCUCCACAAGACCCGAGAACAUGAGGAUAUUCAAAGGACCACAGGAGACUUGUUCAGCACAUCCGUGGGACGCCAUGAUCUUACGUGACUGUACCUCGAACACCGACACGUUGGGCAACAUCGGAAGCAUCUCAUCACGCAAAUGGGACAUUUUGUGCAUGAAGAUGUGCGAAGACUAUGACCGUAAAGCCCCUCCAAACUACCUGAGCUGCUCGUUGUUGCUAGUACUGACCUUUGUCAAGAUCCCUGGGCCGUGA
Molecule: messenger RNA, 621 nt
Organism: Exophiala xenobiotica
Lineage: Eukaryota; Fungi; Ascomycota; Eurotiomycetes; Chaetothyriales; Herpotrichiellaceae
Exons: 4
Coding region: 1-621 (206 amino acids)
Source: RefSeq, a predicted model, not a curated record